AUUGACAGCUGUGGUAGCCAAUCCGUGUUUUGCUCCACGUCGGCAAGACUGAGGAAGAUGGACGCGGUGCUGCUGGACCCUUCACUGUACACAGUGAAAGCUGUUCUUAUAUUAGACAAUGACGGGGAGAGGCUGUUUGCUAAGUACUAUGAUGAGACUUAUCCCUCGGUGAAGGAGCAGAAGGCUUUUGAGAAGAACAUCUUCAAUAAAACACAUCGGACAGACAGUGAGAUUGCUCUCUUGGAGGGCCUGACCGUGGUGUAUAAGAGCAGCAUCGACCUGUACUUCUAUGUCAUUGGAAGCUCCCAUGAAAAUGAGCUCAUGUUGAUGGCUGUCCUCAACUGCCUCUUUGACUCAUUAAGUCAGAUGCUGAGAAAAAAUGUUGAGAAGAGAACUCUGCUGGAGAACAUGGAAGGGUUGUUCCUGGCAGCUGAUGAGAUUAUAGAUGGCGGUGUCAUUUUGGAAAGCGACCCCCAGCAAGUGGUUCAUCGCGUUGCCCUGAGGGGUGAUGAUGUGCCUCUCACAGAACAGACCGUCUCACAGGUUCUGCAGUCUGCAAAAGAGCAAAUCAAGUGGUCACUUCUACGAUAGCUGUAACUUCCUGACCAAGUCCUGAUCAUUCCAUCUUGAAGGGAGGGCUCGCCCGAGUCCCACCUACGCUCCAUUGUUUUUAUUGUAUAAAAACCUUACGUUUAGGGCAGUAGCACUGAAGUGUAUUAGACAUUGGCAGACAUAAUAACGUCUGGCACUGCAUGUGCAUUUUUGGAUGCCUUUGUACUAGAGAAGUCUUUCCUCAUCCCAGAAUCUUUCAGUGGUUCAUUCUGUUUGUGAACAAUAUAAUUAUAUUAAUGCUACCGUUAAGAGUACAACUACACCAUGUUACUGCUCUUUCAAUAUUAAUUCAGAUGUGACAUUUUACACCUAAAUUAUAGUUUACCCUAUUAAACGGGUUGUUUAGGAUUUUACUAUCUGAUUAGUGGGGUCCGACACUCCAAAACCCCCUACUGAUCAUUUAUUUGUGGGUAGCUUCAGUACUGGAACUACGUGUAGUAGAUGAAGCUGGCUACUGCAGUGCUGCUCACAUUGAAGUGAACCAUUUCCACCUACUGUACUACAAAAUGGACAGGACAGUGUAGUUCUACCUUUUAAAACAGCUGAUCAGCAAGGGUGCAGUGUGUCAAACCCCCACCCAUCAGAUAUUUAUGGCCUUUUUAGAGGAUAGACCAUCAACUGUAAAAUCCUGAACUACCCCUUUAGGACUAAAGUUAAAAGCUUCAUACUGCACAUGCACGUUCUACAGCUGCUCAUAGUCCGGGGAACUCAUUACUGUUUAGAAGUAAAUAAAAUAUUUCCUAGUGGACCAAUAUAGGAAGGCACAUGUAAGUACUUAAAGCAGUUAUGCAAACAUAUAUGCUGAUUUCACAUCGGCGCAAAGUGGCACCACUGAGUUGCUGUGACAACUGUCCAAAGGCCUGCAAUUAUUGUCUAGGUUUUCUAAAUUAGAAUAGGACCCAUGCACGGUACUCACUGGGUGCAGCUGUACCAAGCAGCAUGCAGUGGCACCUCUCUGCAACCAAUGUCGUGCUGAGAAUAUGCCUGCACAACCCCUUCAGGUAACUUUCUGCUUCUGAUCUCGAUAUUAGACCGGCAGUGGGCUGGUUCCUCCUUACACUUUGUAAUGUGCUGUACAAUUCCAAACUCUACAAUGAGUAAUAAAUUACUGAUGAAAUAA
Messenger RNA from Bufo gargarizans (Asiatic toad), 1732 nucleotides. It is a transcript of the gene COPZ1, whose product is annotated as COPI coat complex subunit zeta 1. NCBI's taxonomy places the organism in Eukaryota, Metazoa, Chordata, Amphibia, Anura, Bufonidae. Gene Ontology annotation, biological process: intra-Golgi vesicle-mediated transport; intracellular protein transport; retrograde vesicle-mediated transport, Golgi to endoplasmic reticulum. The record is from RefSeq and is a predicted model, not a curated record. The transcript is spliced from 9 exons. The coding region runs from base 58 to 591 and encodes 177 amino acids. Gene Ontology annotation, cellular component: COPI vesicle coat.